Molecule: messenger RNA, 1200 nt
Organism: Miscanthus lutarioriparius
Lineage: Eukaryota; Viridiplantae; Streptophyta; Magnoliopsida; Poales; Poaceae
Source: the annotation of a GenBank genome assembly
AUGGCAAGGUCAUGGCUGAUAACUGGUAGGGGAAUUGCUAAGAAAAUAAGAUACGCAGUUCCUAGCGCUAGUCGCCAAAUAAGUGAACUGAUUGCAGAAGCACGGAGGGAAUGCCCAAACUGCAGUUAUGUUAUUGAUAACAGCGAUGUUGCCAUGCAGUGGCCUGGGCUGCCUGCUGGAGUCAAGUUUGAUCCUUCUGAACUGGAGUUGCUGGAACAUUUAGAACAAAAAGUUGGUCUGGGAGGUUCAAGACCACAUGUGCUCAUUGAUGAAUUUAUUCCAACUAUAGACAAUGAUGAGGGAAUCUGCUAUUCACAUCCUGAAAAUCUUCCUGGUAUGAAAACAGAUGGUAGCAAUGCUCAUUUCUUCCAUAGAGCUUCAAACGCGUAUGGUUGUGGCCAGCGCAAGCGUCGAAGGAUCAUCAACUGCAGUGAUCACACUGUUCCUGAUGAGCAUGUGAGAUGGCACAAAACAGGGAGAUCCAAAGCCAUAUAUGACAAUGGUGUUAUAAAAGGUUGGAAGAAGAUACUGGUGCUGUACAAAACUUCGCAAAGAGGUGGAAAGCCUGAUAGAGCUAAUUGGGUAAUGCAUCAGUAUCACCUUGGAGAAGAGGAAAACGAAAACGACGGGGAGCUUGUAGUAUCUAAAAUCUUCUGCCAGUUGCCAAAUAAGAGUAUGGAAAUUUCUGAAACAGAAACUGCUUAUGAGGAACCUGAUGCACCUGCUUCAGUGAUUGGUCCGAAAACUCCAAAGACAAUCACACGGAAGCCACGCCAUCCUAAAAAUAGUCCAUGUGAAACUGAGCAGAAUAUUCCCAUCCUGCAGGAUCAGCUACUACUGGACGGCGAAGGCGAGCCUACCAUGCCUAUUGUUAGCCUGGAGGAUGAUGCUAUGAACCCUGCAUGGUGUGCUGUAGCUCAAGAACAGCAGGUUGUUGGAGAGGCAUCUCGGGCUCAGUCGAACCCAGAUGAACCUCUUCUUUGUCGUGAAGACCCAAAUUCCUUAAACGACGAAGCAUUGCUUCCCUGGGACUAUCCGAUUCUGUCCCAAUGCAAGGAUGAGAUGCUUGAUUGGAACCUGAAUGGAUACGGGUUGCCUGAUCUCCAUAAUGUGGAUCUUGGAACGCCUUCAGAUCUUCAGCUUGCUGACAUUCAGUUUGGUUCUCAGGAAAGCCUCGGCAGCUGGCUGGAUCGCAUCUAG